Molecule: messenger RNA, 282 nt
Organism: Camelina sativa (false flax)
Lineage: Eukaryota; Viridiplantae; Streptophyta; Magnoliopsida; Brassicales; Brassicaceae
Source: RefSeq, a predicted model, not a curated record
CUGCCCAUCUUGAAGUUCCCACCAGCCAUCAAGAUCCGAUCCAACACCAACAUAGAUGAUGAUGACUGCGGCGGCUGCACCACUCCCACUUCCUCCGACCACAAGAUUCCUCCCACCAUCGCAACUACUCCUCCUCCUCCGCCGCACAAACCCCGUCCACCUUCUACGCCUUCGUCUCUCCGCGUCAGAUCUUGCAAGAGGAAGCUUAUGACGUCACUACCCAAGUACGAGAUCAUCGUCAACAAAGAUGAGAUCGAGCGCUUCUUUACCUCCGUUUACAAC